Molecule: messenger RNA, 856 nt
Organism: Rhopilema esculentum
Lineage: Eukaryota; Metazoa; Cnidaria; Scyphozoa; Rhizostomeae; Rhizostomatidae
Source: RefSeq, a predicted model, not a curated record
GCGCCCGCAAAACGUUUCGAGAAUGGCAAUGGCGACGAACGUCUACGGAUCACCAAUUGCUGUUCACGAAGAAAUUGAUAAUUCGUUUAAUGACAGGGAAGGAGACAGCGACCUUGAGAGGCCUACUUGUGUAUGUAACACCACUUGUGCCAGGAGGUCUGGGAAACGCCGUGGAUGUCCGUGUAAAGAUUCGAAUUUGGCAUGCACUGACGCAUGUGCUUGUGGGAGGAAGAAACGUGGAACAGUCAUAGAGUGGUGCUCCAAUGGCAAACCAGGAUCUGUUGACCAAAUUGAGCAGGCAGCUGAAGUACAAGAUGGGCAUAUAAAUAUGGAACAAGAAAUAAUUCAAGCAAAACAAAGAGUCCAGAAUGUAAUAAAUGACCUUCCAAUUGAGACACUGCACAAUUUGAUAGUAGAGCUUGCUGUGACUGGAGAAGGGAGCUUUGAAUUUGUGCAGGAUUUGGUGCAUGUGAUUCAAAGUCCAAAUCCCGAAGCUAACAGACCAAUGGCCUUACCCUGGUGUAAAUGUGGUGUAUGCACUGAAAUGGGAAAGGAAGAAGAAAACAAAUGUUGCAAGAGGACAAUAUGUGUCACCUCAUAUUAUAUGUUUAAGAAGCUGUGUCUGGACAGGGAUGUUCUUAAGCUGAACAUAACUGCAAGAUGUGAUCUUAGGGCAGAUCAUAUGACAUUUACAAUGAAUUCAUUUAGAAAGGCUGCCUAUAGACAGUUUGCCCUCUGGAAGUAUGGUCACUUGGGAAGUGGAAAUCGGCGAAUUUUACCAGCCUGUGUUGUUACUGUAAUCCGUAACAUGUAUCCAUCACCGACUGAUGAAUAUAUGGGGUUUAAAGCACACUAA